GCUGGCUCAUUUCUUCUCCACGCGAAGUUUCCUCAUUUUGUUUUUGUGUGUUGAAUUCUUGAUUUUCUACAAUGUCUGCGUUUACUAAGGCUAAGAAGUCUUUCCAGAAGAACCACAAGGAACGAGGGCAGUUACAGAAAAGAAAUAAACUUGGGCUGUUAGAAAAACAUAAAGACUAUGUCUUGCGUGCCAGAGAUUAUCACAAGAAACAAGCCAGUCUUAAAACCCUUAAAGAAAAGGCUCUCAAUAGAAAUCCAGAUGAAUUCUACUUUAAAAUGGUUAAUCAAAAAACCAAGGAUGGAGUACAUCACAAGACAACGGGGAAGAAACACGCAGCUAAGCAACUAAAAACCAUGAAGUCUCAGGACUUGAGUUACUUCAACACAAAAAGAAACACAGAAAUGAAGAAAAUAGAAAAGUUACAGGCUAACCUACAUUUACUGGAAGACCAUGAUGAUGAAACGCCACCAAAUCAACAUAUUAUUUUCGUAGACAACAAGAAAGAAGCAAGAGCCUUUGAUGCAGCCAAGCACUUCGACACCUUACCUGAACUGGUGUCAAGGACUUACAACAGACCAAAACUAGAUACAUUGCAACAUGAACCUGUGUGUGCAAAAGAAGACAAGAAGACUUUGAAGAAACUAGCAAAACGAAGGAACCAAUGUUAUGAAGAACUCAAACAGAGGAUUGAGAGAAAAGAAAAGAUGACUUUAAUGGUGCAGAAAUUAGAACUACAAAAACAUCUAAUGGGAAAGGGGCAUAAAAGAAAAGUGAAAGAAGAAACAGACGAGCAACCUGCAGUCUAUCGAUGGAAGAAAAAGAGACAAAAAUGAUGGGAUCAAAAUUACAUCUAUCAAACUAAUGGGACAAGAGCUUCAGGAAGCAGUUUAUGAGGAAAUACAAGAACAGAUAUGUACUUAGAAGUCACGUGAACGUUGUCCACUAUUUUGCUAAAUAGACCCUUUUUACUGGUACGGCGGCCAUCUUGAAUUAUGGGAUGCCGAGGGGGCAAACACGUGGAAAAAUUUAUAAAGCAUAGAGAGGCGGGGUUGCGUUUUCAAAUAAUUUGAAGUCUUGGUGUUUCGCAUAUCGUUUAUAAUGACGUCAUAUCAAAACAAACUAUUGUUUUAACGCUAGGGAUCAUGCAUGGUCGCUUGAGGGGGAUGGAAUGACAAUCAACACAUCUUAAAUGACAAUGAAAUUUGGUUUAUGAGCUGGUGAAGGCAAGAACAACUAAAUAUUACGCUAAAUAUCUUGAAAGAAGAGAAUUAAGCUUAAAUUCAGCCUAAAUUUCUAUCAUUUUAGCCGAUGUGAACAAACUGUGACGUCAUUAUGAAAUAGGUUUUUAGAUGUGUUUCUCAUUUAAAAGCGUAAAGUUAUAUUAAAAGACAUUCUGACUGUUGGCAGUCUAUUCAUUAUCCAAUAGUUGCCCCUCGGUACCCCCGCCAUCAUGUAUUCAAACAAUAAAAUUCAAGAUGACCGCCGUAUAGGUAAAAGGUCUAUUCAGUGCAAAACAAACGUUAUUUGUACAGCUAAAAAUAUUUCCACACAUUACAAUAAAAAUCAUUUAUUUCCAUUAA
This is a messenger RNA of Actinia tenebrosa (Australian red waratah sea anemone), 1580 nucleotides long. Its product is annotated as putative U3 small nucleolar RNA-associated protein 11. Gene Ontology annotation, biological process: rRNA processing. The record is from RefSeq and is a predicted model, not a curated record. Gene Ontology annotation, cellular component: small-subunit processome; nucleolus. NCBI's taxonomy places the organism in Eukaryota, Metazoa, Cnidaria, Anthozoa, Actiniaria, Actiniidae.